Messenger RNA from Bombus pyrosoma, 3786 nucleotides. RefSeq lists its product as uncharacterized. The transcript has a single exon. NCBI's taxonomy places the organism in Eukaryota, Metazoa, Arthropoda, Insecta, Hymenoptera, Apidae. Bases 270 to 3338 code for a protein of 1022 amino acids. The record is from RefSeq and is a predicted model, not a curated record.
CGAACGUUGGCACGGAAAGACUGGAAAGAGAGCGUCUAAAGCUACGCACGUUGAAGAAGGUUAGAAUCAUGAGUCACCGGGGAACCGGACGAAAGCAAGAUGAGAGGCAGAGGAAAAGGGGACACGAGAGGGGACACGAAAGGGGGAGAGGACAGGCUGGUUGAAAGUCGAGCGAUCGGUGAUUCGAGUGGCGAAAAAAGAGACGCUGACAAGGCUCGUUCCGACCGUUUAUUUCUAUAUCUACCGUCGGUGGAUUUACAUAAGGAUCAAUGUCGCCUAUUCCUCCGGUUCUGAUGCUGUGGCUUCUGCUGGUGUCGCUGCCGCUGCCGCCGGCGGAAGCCGGCGAAAUGAUGGAUCUCUUUGCUCUGAUACGGGGAACGCUUAAAUAUUGGCGUAGAAUCUAUCAGAUGUACGAGGAGGAAGUGGCUCUCGGCUAUUGUUGGGCGGAGUACUUUCUGCAUCACGAGGAGCACGCGACAAAUGCCACGAUCCCGUCGUCCCAGUCGAUCGACCCGUCGAAUUUUCUACCAGCGGAGAACGACGGUUUUGAAAAAGAGCACUGGAACCAUUGGGGGGUUAUUGCGAUAGAAAACCGCGGGCCACAUUAUCGUAGCAAACGAUCUUACGCGAUACAGAGUUCUACGAAGAAAGAAGGAAUGUUGGACACAUUAAGAAAUUCUAAGACAAUGUACUCGCGCACAAAGCAAAAGUAUAAGUCGAGAUGGAACGGACUCGAAUCGAAUUUCAGACGUAACGGGAACAAUCGUUCCACGAGUUGCGCGAACUUUCCCAAGAAUGCAGAAAGGAAACUUGCCGUUUUAACGGCGGGCAGCGGCAAAGAAACGCUAAGAUCUACGAAGGAAAGAGGAAUUUCGAAGACUCGGCAGAAGAAUUAUGGCCCGUGCUCGAAAAACAUGGAAAACGUUGCGUUUCAAUCGAAUAACUUAUCCGAAUUGAGAUCGAAUUCGAGAUUCGCCGAGGUCUCGAGUAAUUUGGCAAAUCGUACGAGGAUAGACAGUAGAGGAUAUGAUCGUAAUAAGCGAUCCUAUAGGACGCACAAUUUUAAGAAGAAAGAUGAAAUUUCGAAAAUCUUAAACAAGCACGUUCGUGCAUCGUCAAAAGAUUGGAUUCGAUCGAUCGAAUUUCCUAUCGAUACGCGAGAAUAUAGCUAUAGCGAGCGUUCUCGCGAAACGCUGAAUUCAACGAGGGAAAAGGAGAUUUUGGAGGAUAUCGGUGCGAGGGACGCGACUCCUAUUGAGAAAUCUGUACACAUAGUUCCGAAUGUGAGUCUAGGAUCCAGCGUGGCAGAGUUCGAGUGGAAUAGAAAAAAUUCGAUUUCUAGAUCUGCCACGAACAACGGUCCUGCGAACUUCGGUAUGAAAUCGGUAGCUUCGAAACUAAUUUCCAAGGUUUCGCGCAAGAAUUCAAAGACCACCGAAUGGAACGUUUCCGUUAAAAAGUCCGCGACUUUCGAUACGCAUUCGAGAACCGACGAAGCAAAACUGGAAGCAAACGUGAAAACUCGGAAUCCUGAGAACGACGAUCCCGUAAAGUACGAAAGAUUUCCUAGGAAUGCACCGCGUCGUAGUAGACGUUUCUCUGAAAUAUCGAACUCCGUAGAUGCGAAUAUCGAGGAAACGUCGAAGAUCGCUGGCAAUGCCUUUGCUCGAGAACUCGCAAGUUGGAAUACACGGUCGAAAACUAGCAAGACGAAGUUUAAAUCGAACGAGUUAUGCUCGAGUUCCAGAUGGAAGGAUAUCGAUCUUGUAACCGAUCGGAUCGAAGAGGCAUUUUCCAAAGAUACGCAGCACGAUUACUCCGCCCUCGCGAACAAACGCGGUUUCAUCGAACCGUCCUACUUGGUUCGAAACUCGAACGUGAACAAAUUUUCAAAUGCUUCAAAGAGUGGCAUUUUCGAAGGAAGAAAGGAAAAAAAGCUGGCCGUCGAAGAUCAAACUUCCGACGUACGCUGGAAAACCAGCAAAGUGAAAGUUUGGUCGAACGAGCGAAGAAACGCUGUUGGCUGUGAUUCGAGAUCGAUAAACUGUGUCUGUCAGAAAGGUAUUUGGCUUGCAAUCGUGGACGAUGUCGGAGGAGUCUCGUUGCUCGUUCCAUCUUCGUCGACGAAAGAACAACCAGAGAAUCGGGAGGAUCGCUCGUCCCCGAGGGAGAAAACGGAGAAGAUGGCGCGGAUGGACGCGGAAUUUAAAAGAACUCGAGCAGAAGGCGAUCUUAGCAGAAAGUCGGAGAAUCUCCGAGUGGAUAGGCGCCGUAAACUUCUAUUCUCGAAGACGAAUCGUGUUACUUCCGGUACGCUCUCGCGACUACAGCCAUCGAAACGAUCUCGUUCGUUGCCUCUCGGAGAGAUCGCGUCGUUGAAUCGAAGAUUUAAGAACACCGAGACGAGCAAGCGAGUCGAUAAUAGUAGGAAACCGAGCGAUGUUUUCCGCCUGAGAAACUUCGGUCCGUCGAAUCUCGCGUUUCGAAAUACGGAACAACGGCCGGGCACUUGGUGGGACAAUUACCAGCGAAAUUUACGUCGUAAACGUGACGCAAAUGAUCGGACAAGAAGCCGACUCGUUCGGCCUCCGUCGAAAAGCAAACGUGCCUCUUUCUAUAACCCGAUGACUCUGCGUGAAAUUGCGAGAUUCGGCGCGAGGUACGCGACGUCCAACUACGAUGUUUGGACGAACGGCGUCAAAAAUCUAUCGAGAAGCGAGGAAGGAUCGUGGGGAGGAAACGCGAAAGAGUUGUAUCCGAAGGAAACGGUAUAUCGUUCGAAGCGAUACCAAGAUAGCGGUCUAGCGACAAGCCGCGAAUCACCCAUUGUCGUGGAACAAGCUGAAAACGGUCUCUUUCGCGUAAAAUCGGAGAGCAAAAAUUGGAAAUGGUUGCAAAGUCGAAAAGAAUGGAACAGCUCGAAACGAUCGUCAACUACGAACGAUAAUAAUCGGUAUCGAAGGAACGAGCACGGUUACAUCGUUGAGACGUCGGUUACCGAACGAACGGGGAAAAAGUCAGCUGCUCGAUAUCCCGAGGGAGGUCCCUCGUUGCUUCCCGUCACCUACCGACGAUUUAUGGGGGAUUACGGCAGUCGAUCGUCGAGGACUAAGGAUCAAGGUCGACGAUCCUCGAUGGCAAAAGUCGAGACACGUGAAACGAAUAGAGCGCACGACACGCUUUUCUAUUUUCGCCAAGUGUUUAUGGGUUUUUUAAGGACCUUGGGAUUCUUCAUGAACGUGGGUAGACAGCUGAUGGAUUACGUGGACUCGAACAGCGUGCUUGCUUGCACCAAGGACUAUUUACUGGGCAAGGCUAUUCAUUGGAUAGAUUCGUGAAUCGCUGAUUCGAAGCGAAAGAGAGAAACGGAGAUGGUUUCUAUCGCCGGACUACUGGAAAGUAGAGCGGGUAUAAAUGGCCAAGCGAAUACGGCUUUAGACGUUAGAUACCAGGUCGGUAAAUGGAUUUACUAAGGUGAGUCACGACCGUUUGCUUAAUUUCAGUUGUAUUUUAUAGAUCGACCAUCUUACUUAGGUAAUGUUAUUCGCGCGAAUCAAACUUUAUCGUAUUCGCGGAAAGAUGGAACGAGCAUACCGAGUUCGAUAGAUUUUCCUUCAAAGAACGAAAUACCCGAGUACUUUGCGCAUACAUUUUAUGACUCACCUUAGUUACGGCGUUUUAUUUACCAGCUGCUUCUUUAUAAAGCAUUUUAAAACAAUGGAUAUGUAAGGAAUCCGUUACAUUGCCGCGGUAGUAGCUUUCAUCGUACCAUGUACGAUCGCUGCG